AUGUCAUUCGCGCCCAUCACGGCUGGCUACCGCGCGGCGCUCGUGUACCACUCGGUGGGUUUGAACUUCUUUGUUGGCGACACGUCACUCAUGCCCGUGCCGCGACACGCGACCAUUGCUGCUCUGGCCACGAUUGCGGCGACGCCGCUACCAGUCUGCGAGCGCAUUGCCCGCCCUCUUUGUUACAAUAUGCACGAGCUCACAUUUCGAUCGUUGAGUCGGACGGACGCUGAUUUUGUGGCGAUUCUCGUCGCUACAAAGUGCUAUGACGUGGCCCUUGUCUGCUUUACGGAAGGCACCUUGCCGUACUCGAAAAAGAAGGGCUUUCUCAACACUGUGGCGGCUUGCGCGCCGCACCGUUCGUGCCAAAUUCCGAAUGUCGUCGUCGAGCAUGUGCUAGGGAAGAGCGCCCACGCGUUUCUCCACGACGUUCCCCAAUCGCCGGACGAAUGCCCGGCGGCUGCGAUCCUCUUUUGGCCCAAGAUGUGCCGCGUCAGCAUCGUGGGCGCGCAGCUCGUGCUGCCGCUGCUCAAGAAUGCGGUUGCUCGACCCAAGGCCAACAAGCUCGGCCUCGACAGCGCCGAUGAUCUUGUCGGCGGUACGAUCGGCCUCGUUCAGAGCAUGCUGUCACUCAAAAACGCCACGUUGUCCCUCAAGGACGCGGCAAAGAUGGCCGAGGCUUUGGUUGGAUGCAACAACGUGGCCAUGGCCGACCUCUUUAUUGGUGACGUUGUCGUGGUCACCCGCUGGCUCGAGUUUGACGCAGCGGUCGUUAUGAUUGAGAAAUGCUUGGCGAAAUACGGGUGGUUGGCUCUGGAGGCAGCCAUGCUGCGGCUCAUCCAACGCUGGGUCAAAGACGACGUGAGCUCGACCGCUCGGCUCUUGGCGAACUUGGCGGGUGCCACGAACAACAGCAAGGUCGCCCCACUGCAGCAGCCGUUUGUUUGUGAAUUCUUCAAGCGCUCUUGGCACGAGGUACUCGUGCACCAACCCACAUGGCCGACCUCGACGAUCGACGAGUACAUUGUCCUCAUGGACGGCUACCUUCACGACAUUGCGCCGUUCCACGUGAACGGCCACUGGCUGAGCCAGAAGCUGCCGCCAGCGCUCGUGUCGGUUGUCGACAGCUUCCUCUACAAGCACCGCCAUGGGGUGUACACACUGCUGUCGCUGGAGAUGGACACGAAAUGGCGACUGCAAUGUCUUCCAACCUUCCUCGUCAAGGCAGUUGCGCUGCAGCCAGCGUUGGUUCAAACACCGUAUUUGGAAGUGAUUGCAACCCUCGCCGACGCGCACACAAGGGGCGACUACUAUGCGACUUUGGGCUUCACUGGCGUCUACAGUCUCUUGAGCUGCAUGGACCGCAUCGGUCGCUGCGACGAAGCGCUCAUGGACAAAGUUCGGACGCUCUGCGGCACAGACGCAGCUGACGCCUUUGCAUACCUCGUCACGAAAACGCCCGUGUCGGCGGUGACGCGCGAGCGUGUGGCCGCGUAUUUGGACAACAAGGCGCAGCGGUUCCUUGACGACGCAGUCAAUGCGGACGCAAAGGACCAUUGUAUUGUGAACAUCGUGGCCGAGUUGGUCAAGGCGCUCGACACCGUCGCCCCCGAGAAGGUCGCGAGCUUUUUCACGCAGUGGCUCCCAGAUGAACCGACGUCGCUCACGUUCACGCGGGACCAGCUCUUUCCAGUGGUGGAGGAAAUGGCCGCCAUGUACCGGGACAAACAUCGCGAUGUCGUGCUCCAUCUCGCAACCCACUGCCGCGACGGGUUCAAGCGCGGAAUGGCAGAGCAUAGGACGUCGCGCGACGACGAAGACUUCGAUUAUUACGAUGCGAAGCUCAACCGACGGGGUGAUCUGCAGUGCCUUGCGACGCUCAACGCAUUGCUCGCUCGAAUGACGACGACGUCGCGCAAGCGCGCCCGACGCAGCGACACGAGCGCAUAAGAUCUUAGUGGCAAGCAAUACAUCUUGAACAGUAUAUCGCUACGCCAGGGCGAAUCCGCAAUGCACC
Molecule: messenger RNA, 2017 nt
Organism: Saprolegnia diclina VS20
Lineage: Eukaryota; Oomycota; Saprolegniomycetes; Saprolegniales; Saprolegniaceae
Exons: 1
Coding region: 1-1950 (649 amino acids)
Source: RefSeq, a predicted model, not a curated record